GUUCCUUACCGAAAUUCCUACACGCCAAGAGAACCGCAAUUCCGCAAUCAACAGACGAAUACUCGACGAACGAGCAGCAACAUACAGUUUCGUUAACUACAUUGGCUGAUUGUGGCCCUUUCACCAUGUCUGAAGUCAGACCUGGCGGCGAUAGUUCUGACUCCAUAGCUGAGAUGACCAAACCACAGAAUCUUCAAAAUCCAGAUUCGAAUGCCGAAAGCUUACGACAAUCAUAUGCGGAUAAGCAUUUGCUGAAGCAAUUUGAUGCUAAUGCACGUAUUUCGGAUAAUGAGCAAAGUAUGAAGUCUCUUCGGCAGUAUCCCAUAUACAACCCCGAGACAGUAAAAGAUAGUGAAGCUGUUCAAAGUAGCACGGACGUGAAUGCAGGAUUUGCUGCGAAAGUGCAUAUUAGGCAGCUUUUUGUCGGAAACCUGCCCUUCCGAGUAAGAUGGCAAGACCUCAAAGAUAUGUUUAAAAAGGCUGGAGAAGUCGUUCGUGCCGACGUUGCGAUAGGCUUCGAUAAUAGAUCGAAGGGUCAUGGAACGGUGCUAUUUGCGAGUGUUGAAGAUGCUCGACAAGCUGCUGAGAUGUUCCACAACUAUACAUGGCAAGGACGUAUUCUAGAAGUACGAGAGGAUCGUGGCUAUAUCGAUAAUGAAAUUCGCAGCGUUAACUAUGGAAAUACAACACAUGGCCAUGGAAACAACCACACAAAAGCUACUCAUUCCAACACUGUCUCAAUGAACCCCCAAUACUAUAGUAAUAUGUAUGCGAACCAGAGUCGACUUCCACCCAUAAACCUUCCGAAUGGGAGACAGUUGUUCGUGGGAAAUAUUCCUUUUAACUGUCAAUGGCAGGAUUUGAAAGAUUUGUUUCGUAACGCAGGAAAUAUUCUGAGGGCUGAUAUAGCGCAAGGUCAAGAUGGGCGGAGUCGAGGUUUUGGUACUGUAUUAUAUGCUACACCAGAAGAUGCUAGGAAUGCAGUUGGUAAGUUCAAUAUAUUACUAUGAAAAAUGAGCUAUACCUGAUCUGAGCCAUAUCUCCACCAAAGCAAUCUACGAUGGCUACGAAUAUCAAGGAAGGAGACUACGAGUG
Umbelopsis ramanniana AG is the source of this 1095-nucleotide messenger RNA. RefSeq lists its product as uncharacterized. Gene Ontology annotation, biological process: regulation of mRNA stability involved in response to oxidative stress. The record is from RefSeq and is a predicted model, not a curated record. Gene Ontology annotation, cellular component: nucleus; post-mRNA release spliceosomal complex; cytoplasm. The coding region runs from base 126 to 1010 and encodes 294 amino acids. Lineage: Eukaryota; Fungi; Mucoromycota; Umbelopsidomycetes; Umbelopsidales; Umbelopsidaceae. Gene Ontology annotation, molecular function: mRNA binding. The transcript is spliced from 5 exons.